This is a messenger RNA of Heterostelium album PN500, 294 nucleotides long. Its product is annotated as LYR motif-containing protein. The transcript has 3 exons. The coding region runs from base 1 to 294 and encodes 97 amino acids. Gene Ontology annotation, biological process: mitochondrial respiratory chain complex III assembly. Lineage: Eukaryota; Evosea; Eumycetozoa; Acytosteliales; Acytosteliaceae. The record is from RefSeq and is a predicted model, not a curated record.
AUGAUUGUUAGUACAGGAAAUAGAGAAGCAAUUAAAUUAUAUAGAGAGAUUAUGAGAACUUUGAGGCAUUUCACUCAUACAAACGAACAAGGUAUACCUUGGAAAGUCAUUUUAAGAGAUAGUGUAAGAAAUGAAUAUGAAAAUUCGAAAUUCGAAACAGAUCCACAUAAACAAGUAGAGAUGAUCAUGGUUGGUCGUGAUUGUUUAAUGAGAAUACAACAUGGUAUGUUAACUGGUAAAAUCGAUAAAGAUCCUGAGUCAGGAGGUACUGGUAACCCUUUUCAAAAAGUAUAA